UGGCCACUGUGCAUCCGUCGUUUUCCAUCAUCCACAUUCUCUCCCAACCACAACCAACUCUGGAUAUCCCACCAACAGGCUUAUCCCCUUUUGUUUUUAUAGCACGACAACCCUUUUACACGGCAUUCGCACUCUCCCUCUCAGCAUCUUACCUCCUUCUAUUGAAGUUCGACCUUUUAAGAGUACCUCGUCGCUGUCCAAAUUCGGGUAACCCGCCGACCUACAACAGUGACGACGGGUCCGGCUGGUUUUGCCUCUUCCUCCUGUUGAUGUUAAGUUGACAGGAUGGUGAGGCCUAGGAAAAAGAAACAGCAGACACUGGAGGCGACGCUUGGCCGCCCGCGGGUAAAAACCAUCAUUCGGCCCCGUGGGAAGAGAAAGGACAAGGCUGCCUCGGGAACUUCGGUAUUGAGUUCGCCACCCAGGAAUGCGGCUCCCUUGGACAGUUCACCGCCGGCACCUCCGUCGUCGUUUAUGCACUCGUCCCAGGUACCUGGGAGUACGAGGAAAAAGACAGUCGCAUUCGAGGAUUCCUCUUCGGAAGAGGCGAGAGAGGAUGAGCAGGAGCGGGUAUUUCCCGUGAGGGGGACGCGACGGGGCAAGGGACGUCCAGUUGCCGGGCCCGGGUGGGAGUCGGAUUCGGAGUCGGAGUCCAGCAUCCUAUCAUCGGGAAAGGGCGAAAAAGCUCGGGAGGAGAGUGAUGACCAGGAAGACGACGACGACGAACCCCUGGCCACUCCCAUAGCUAGGCGUAAGAGACAUUUGGCCCCCAGCGAGAGUGAUGAGGACGAGCAGCCCCUCGUCUCCCCACCUAUCAAGCGGCGCCGCCUCAUUCGGAGAAAAAAUACAAUCUCCAGCCAGGAAGACAAAGAGGACGAAGACGAAGAAGAACCGCCUGCGCCAUCUUCAGUUAAAACUGGCCGCGCGAGACGGAAGCCGCUCACACUAAAAGAGAAAGCUCGAGAGCUACUCCGCCGGAAGCGUGCCGGCGAAGUGAUCAACGAGGACGAGAAUUCGUCGUCUUCGGACGAGGAGGAGCCCGUAAAGGCUAUGUACGACAGCGAUCCAGAUCAUCUCGUGCUUGAUGAGUUCGAGGACGACGAAGAGGGUAUCAAUGAGCCUGUAUUGGAGGACUCCGCCACGGAGAGAAGGAAGAGCAAGAAGGGCAAGAAGAAGCAAAAGCGGAACGUGGUCGAUGGCGAUGACGGGUCGGAGAGUUUGGACGAUUUCGUCAUCGACGACGACGACGCUCCCCUUGGUGUACCUGAUGAGGCCUAUCAGGACAUGCCCCUGGAGUUCACAAGGCACUCACAAAAGUCGCUGAAGGAAUAUUUCCGGGAUGCCAUAGAGUGGCUUGUGCAGUUCAUGGUCAAUCCUGAGUUCCCCAAGGAACAUGCGGUAUACCACAUGGCGUGGAAGAAGCUGGAUGAUGAAGUCCAAGGUCUCGCCACCUCCAAGUUUGCCUCUGCUGCUUGGAAAAAAGAGUUUAUCAUGGCGCUCCGGGCUCGACCAUACUUCAACAACGUGGAGCUUUCCAAGGGCGAUAUGGCCGAGGUUCAACACUGCGGCGCCUGCGGCAGGACAGGCCAUCCCGCCAAAUACUUGAUGACCUUCACCGGUGCCCCCUACUACAAAAACAUCACGAACCUCGAACGCUUCCUCCAGCCCGUCGAUAUGGACAGCGAGUCCGACUCCGGCUCGGGCUCCAACGCCCAUGACGAUGAUGAGAACGGCAAUUCAAUCCCUAAGGAGGACACAGAAUGGUUUGUUGGCGCGGUCUGCAACAGCAACGCCGAAACAACACAUGAUCUCAUGCACUGGAAGAAGGGCCUCCUCGUCUUUGUGGAUACCCGCCUUCACAUCGAAGGUUACAUGGAUUCCGCCAAGGUGGUCGAGCGGGAGCGCAUGGAUCCUCAGGAGAGGAACGACCUCGUGGACAAGAUCAUGAAUCAUUGGGAGAAAAAUGGCAUGGUGAAAGCACUUUACCAGGAGUUUAAGGGAACUAUUGAGAAGGCGAGGAAUAAGCCCACUAGUGGGAGAUAUCGGUGAGACGGGCGCCUAAAAGCCGGGGUCGUUGG
Chaetomium fimeti is the source of this 2078-nucleotide messenger RNA. RefSeq lists its product as uncharacterized. Lineage: Eukaryota; Fungi; Ascomycota; Sordariomycetes; Sordariales; Chaetomiaceae. The record is from RefSeq and is a predicted model, not a curated record. Bases 286 to 2049 code for a protein of 587 amino acids. Gene Ontology annotation, cellular component: nucleus. The transcript has 4 exons.